AUGGUCCAGUUCCUGCCUCCUCAGGAGGUUUCUGCUCCUGGGAAUGGGGGUCUGAUGGAGCUGAUGAUGAUCCAGAACUCCCAGAUGCACCAGGUGGUGAUGAACAGCCUGGCUGUGGCAGCCCUGACCUCCUGUGGGUUGGGGGCAUCACCAGCCCUUGCCCAGGUGCUGGGGGUUCCUGAGGAGGCUGCAGAGGAAGAGGAGCCUGUGGUUUUCCACCAUCACUACAUCCCCCCUCCUGGACCUGCUCCCAUCCUGGCCUGGCCACUGGGGGAUCAGGGACCAGUGGCCCUGAGGUACCUGGAGCCCAACUCGGCAGCUGAGGAGGAGGAGCUACACCUGGUGCCACCCCCACCACCCCCCAGUGCCACAGGGACUGUGGGAGCCAGCGUCCCACCAGCAGCAGAGUACUAUGACAUGCUGGAGGGGAGGCCCUGA
Chaetura pelagica (chimney swift) is the source of this 438-nucleotide messenger RNA. RefSeq names its product proline rich 29 (gene PRR29). NCBI's taxonomy places the organism in Eukaryota, Metazoa, Chordata, Aves, Apodiformes, Apodidae. The coding region runs from base 1 to 438 and encodes 145 amino acids. The record is from RefSeq and is a predicted model, not a curated record. The transcript has 5 exons.